GACUCAAGUGAUCUACCUGCCUCAGCCUCCCAAAGUGCUAGAAUUACAGACCUGAGCCACUGUGCAUGGUCGCAGCUGUCAUUUGAAAAAGUUAAGUAGACUACUUUGACUGAUAAAACUAGCCUUUUAGAGGCAGAGGCUCAUGUAUAUAUCCUAACAAUUGUUCUGUAAAAGCCUGCGAAUUGGGAACUGAUGAACCUGAAGCCCCUGCCCACUUUCAUCCCCUCUGGUGAUUAUUGCCAAUAAUAUGUCUGUGACCUGGUGUGAGGAUAUAUUACUGCUUAUCUGUUUUGGACAAGCAUAGUCAUGCAUUUGUUCUGUUUGGAAGAGAGAAUGGAUAAUAAAUAGUCAACACUCUCUGCAGCAGAAAAAGGCAAAAACCAAUAAAACCAAUUUUGAUUGUGUAAACAUGAUAUAGGUAGUCCUUAGCUUGAUGGAAACUUGAAAUAUUUCUCCUUAAACAUGUUUUAAAGGGUAGCUGGGUUCCCAGGUAGUUUGUUCUUUCAAAUGAAUGAAUAUUUGUUCUUUCAUCGAUUCCCUUUCAUCACUGCACAUUAGGCUGUAUAUUAAAAACUAAGGAUACAAAAAAGAGAGAGCUCUUACCAGGAAGAAGUUUGAAAUCAUGUGGUGACGUUACCAUGUAAACAUGAUUAAAAUAUAAUACAGAAGAUAGUAAACCGAAGCCAUGAACAAAGUAAAAGGAGAGUAGAUAAAGGUGUUUCUAAAUGUACACUGAAGAGAAGAAAAUGUACGAAAAGCAGAUUCUGGCCAGGCGCAGUAGCUCACACCUCUAAUCCUAGCACUUUGGGAGAAUGAGGUGAGAGGAUUGUGUGAGCUCAGGAGUUUGAGACUAGCCAGGGCAACAUAGUGAGAGCUCAUUUCAAAAAUUUAAAAAGUUAAAAAAUGAAAGUAGGUAUUUUGAUUAAUAAUAUAGCCAAACUAGUUCCAUUAAGAUACUUAAUUCUCAACAUUGGUUUACUGUCGGUUCUUCCACCAUUCCUUGGAGCUCUGGUUUUCAGUCUCUUUCCAGGCUACCUUGUAGCAAUUUGAGGGUCUGUCAUCAGUUUAUGCUGGGUUUCAAAGAUCCAGGAGAAGCUUAGUGUUGUGUCAAGACGAGGAUGGACCCAACACAGAAGUUUAAUCCAACCUUCAGCCCAGAGUCUUCACAAAUGCUCACCGAAGAAAAUUCCCGGGACGAUUCAGGGGCCUCUCAAAACUUCUCCGACACAUUGAUAAAGAACCUUAGUAAGCUGACUCUCAAUGCUGGUACUGAAUUCCCUUCCCCUUUACCAGAAGGUUUACUUCAUCGAGAGUCUAUAGGAGCAGCAGUCCUCAGGGAAGUCGGAGAUGAUUUGCCUUACAGGAGGGGUGGAGUAAGAACAUUGCUGCCUGUGCAGAGAGAAAGGAUGGCAAGAUUCAGAUACAUGUUACUUGGCAGAGGUCCUAGGAAGCAUGUAAGAACACUAACAAACACUGGGCUUAAGGGAGUUAAGAAUGCAUCAAGAAUGUUCAAAUGUCCCUGCAGUUUCUUUGUGUCUAGUGGAUGGUCUGAGAAUGCUAGAAUAGGGAAUUAUGACAGCAAGCCACUUCAGCGAUAAACCUUAUUCUUGCACUUUUUUUUCUUGCUGGUAAUUUUAUAUAGCAGACCGAGAAAGCUACUCUCUGCUAGUAUAGAUUAUACACCAAUAAUUUUGAUAAUGAGUUCUAGGAUGUAUUUUUCUUGUAUCUUUUUCUUCCUACUGUGAUACUAGUAAUUUAUAAGGGAUCUGUGUAGUUUGAAUGUAUUUGAAUAACUUUAGCUCUACUGUUUGAUUUGACCCGAAGAAGCCAAGAGGAUAUAAGUAUUCCCAUGUGUUUUAGAAGCCCAAAGUCAGUGAGGUGACACCCAACAUCAAGAAACUGAAGCAAAGUUACUUGUGGAUAAAGAAAGCAUUAGCUAGCUUGGCUAGAGCAUAAUAAUUAGAUUUUCUGGCUUUCAAAAAUUUGGGUUGCAAUAAGAGCAAACUUUAUGCUAUUUUUACAGUUUUCAGUACAAAAAGAUGUAUAUAUAAAAACAAUAAAGUUGACAUUUGAGUACCUUU
Molecule: messenger RNA, 2081 nt
Organism: Cebus imitator (Panamanian white-faced capuchin)
Lineage: Eukaryota; Metazoa; Chordata; Mammalia; Primates; Cebidae
Gene: DPPA3
Product: developmental pluripotency associated 3
Exons: 3
Coding region: 1119-1598 (159 amino acids)
Biological process (GO): epigenetic programing of female pronucleus
Cellular component (GO): nucleus
Source: RefSeq, a predicted model, not a curated record